This is a messenger RNA of Drosophila serrata, 1985 nucleotides long. RefSeq lists its product as uncharacterized. Gene Ontology annotation, molecular function: acyltransferase activity, transferring groups other than amino-acyl groups. The record is from RefSeq and is a predicted model, not a curated record. Lineage: Eukaryota; Metazoa; Arthropoda; Insecta; Diptera; Drosophilidae.
AAACAAAACAUAACUGAAAACAAAACCGAAAACAAUUUAUUUAAUAAAUUUCGAAGCAUAAAUAACGGUGAGCGUAUAAAAUAAAAAAUAAAUUAAAUUAAAUAAAUAUAUCGCGCACGCAAAGCUGACACGCCUCAAGGAUAAAGUCAAAAAAAAAAACAACCGCAAACUAAGAAGAGGAAGCCGCACCACACCAACUGAAGACACCGCAGCGGAGGCAACCACAAAUUCACACAAGGUCAACGGAAUUAAUAUUUUUUAAAUGGAAAUCAUUCCUGAAGGUAAACACUUUCGUUUGGUGCAUGAAUCAGAGCUUCCAGAAAUUUUGGUAACUUUAGAACGCUAUUUGCCGGAAUCAUUAAAGUUUCAUCAAACCAUAAAAACGUACCUGAAUGAUCGUAUUUGGGAUUUCAAGUUUUAUGUUGCUAAAGAUUGGCCCGACAAACCGAUAAUUCUCCAUUUUCCAGGAUGCACGCUUGCGCCGCACAACAAUAUAUACCAAACGCUUGGCAUAUUUUGUCCAUCCGCACACAUCGAGCAUGUCGAUAUGAUGCGCACCGAAGAUGUACUUAUAGAUUGGCAGAAGCCUAUGUACCUGAACUUUACGCACAUCGCCAUUAUGAAUCGCCUGGAUGACUUCUACUCCAAAUUCGGUGUGAUGGAACGACUCAGUGGUGAUAUCUACGUGUGCAACAAGUUGAACGCCGAUCUGGAGCUGGAGCCGCUGCCGGAGGAUGCGGAGAUGCGACUGCUGACACUGGACAAUGUCCAUGGCAUCCACGAUCUAUAUCCUGCCAAUGAAAUCGAGUGCGUCCAGCUGUUCGAUAUCCUUGUCCGGAAGCUGCCCGGCCUGGGCAUCUUUCGCAAGGACACUGGCGAGCUAGCAGCCUGGAUGGUUCACUCCUACUACGGCGCCAUGUUCUCAAUGCAAACACGUCCAGACUUUAGGCGAAUGGGCUAUGGCAUCCGGCUGGCCAAGUCACUCACCCAGCUAGUGAUCGAGCGCGGCUAUACGCCCUUCGUUGUGAUACGUCCAGGAAACGAUGCGUCCCGUAAUCUGUAUACUAAGCUGGGCUACGAGAAGGCCUUUGAGACGUGCCGGGUCCGGAUGACGCCGGACUGUUACGAGGACAGCACAGUGGGCACAAUUGGGAACACAGCCUACGGCAAAUUUCCGCCGCUGCCGCAGGGCGAGUGCGUGGUGGUGACCAAGCUGGUGCGCAAGCAUGUGCCCGGCGAGAGCCAGACGGUGGACGAGGGUAUCGAGGAUAUGUUGGCUGAAAAAUGUGAUAUCAGCGGCGAUGAGGCGAGGGAGCGCAAGACCACAACCGACGAGGGCAUCGGGGAGGAUAAGUAGGCCAGGAUGCACCACAAGGAGAUGGAGAUGGAGGGUGGAUAGAGAUCGAUCGGAACGCUACGCCUACGCUAAACUUAUGCUUAAAGCUGUAAGCACCCCUUAGGACUCUUUAGGACAGAAAGGACGGAAGAAAGAAUGGAAGGCAAGACAAGGCACACAACAAGUGGCGUUGAUUUUUUAAACAAAAUUAUAUUAACGAGAAAACAAACAAACAAACAAAAAAAACCAAGGAGAAACUGUACGAGUAUAUUUAUAGAUGGUAUAUGAAGCUUCCUCACUCAGAACGCGACGGCGUCGAUCCGUGACACGUGAAUUUCGGCCGGAAUCAAGGGAUUUAUUUUAUAUGGGUAUUUGAUUAUAUAUAUAUAUGUAGGAUUCGAUGUCAAGCACUAAACAAUAACAGGGGGGAAUGAUUAUUAAGUCGAUCAUGAAGGCGCUGAAGUUUGAAAAUUUUAAAUGAAAAAAUGGUAACCCGGAACAAAUACAGAGAGAACCGAAUACAGAGAGAAAUUUUAAUUUUUUGCUAAGAAUGCUUUUACAAAAAAACUGAACAAGAAACACAAACCAACAGCAGACCCAAGGAGCGCAUCAAUUUAUUAAAGAAAAAAGUAAAAAUACAAAAAAAAAA